Messenger RNA from Drosophila navojoa, 1494 nucleotides. RefSeq names its product 3'-5' exonuclease Snipper. The record is from RefSeq and is a predicted model, not a curated record. Gene Ontology annotation, molecular function: 3'-5'-RNA exonuclease activity; nucleic acid binding. Lineage: Eukaryota; Metazoa; Arthropoda; Insecta; Diptera; Drosophilidae.
GUCGCUGCCAUUGUCGCUAGUUUGUUUUUAUCCAACUGUGCCGGUCGGCAGACUCAGAUCUUCGCUGUAGACGGACGCUCGAGAAUUGAGUGAAGUUUUUUGUGCGCGCGCAAUUGUUCAGUUUUCGUCGCUUUCAAUAUUUGUCUCCUUUUGUUACGUGCCGGCUGUGCGCCGCCUGCAUAUGCGUGUGUGUGCGCGCUUGCUUGUGUGUGUGUGUUGAGUGCAUAUGUGCAUCUGUGUCUGUGGAAGCGCGCAGACAACAAAAGAAAAUUUACCGGUCCACCUUCAGCGCUUCCUUGCCCUUGCCCAAUGCCGUUAUUCGCACUGCCAAAAUAACAAAUCGAAUUUUUUUUCCGCAUACAAGUUGAAUAUUUUACAACUCAACUCGCUAAGCGCUUCUACAUUAUAAAUUGGACCAACAAGAAACGUUUCGCACAAGAAUGGCGUUGAUGAGACUGGCAAGACAACUGGGCCUGAUCGACACGUUGUAUGUGGAGGGCGGACGGCCAGAUCCAGCCAACGCCCUGGAUGAGUUGCAGAACGAAGCCGAUAUCAGCAUCAACGGCAUCGCCGGAGACACUGGAUCAGCAGCCACCACAGCCACAGCCGCGGCCGGAGUCAAGACAAAAAAGUCACGAAAAUCGAAACAGUUGGCGAUGCAGCCGUUCAGCUAUGUGAUUGCCGUUGACUUUGAGGCCACGUGCUGGGAGAAACAGGCGCCGCCACAGUGGCGCGAAGCCGAGAUCAUAGAGUUUCCAGCGGUGCUCGUCAAUUUGAAGACGGGCAAGAUUGAGUCGGAGUUCCACAAGUAUGUCAUGCCAAUUGAGUCGCCACGUCUGAGCACCUACUGCACGGAGCUGACGGGCAUCGAGCAGAAGACUGUGGACACGGGCGUGCCGCUGCAGACGGCGCUGAUGAUGUUCCACGAGUGGCUGCGCAAGGAGCUGCGCUCCCGGAAUCUGAUACUGCCCAAGACGAGCAAAUCGAAUCCGCUGGGCAACUGCGCCUUUGUCACCUGGACGGACUGGGACUUUGGGAUCUGUCUGCACAAGGAGUGCACGCGCAAGCGCAUGCGCAAGGCGCCCUAUUUCAAUCAGUGGGUCGAUGUGCGGGCCAUAUACCGGGAGUGGUACAAGUACCGGCCGUGCAACUUCAGUGAUGCCCUCUCCCAUGUAGGCCUGGCCUUCGAGGGGCGUGCGCAUUCUGGCAUUGAUGAUGCCAAGAAUCUGGGCGCACUCAUGUACAAAAUGGUCAGAGAUGGUGCACUCUUCUCCAUCACCAAGGAUCUGACGCCAUAUCAAUCGCUGAAUCCCAAUUGUAUAUUGUGAGCCGGCGAUCGAGCGAGAACUCCCUCCAAGCGAUAUCCAAUGAAAACUAAAACAGAAACCGAAAGAAAUGAAACAAAAACAAAUUGCACUUAGUUACUACAGACUUUUAAUAAACAAUUAAUAUUACGUAGCUGGCGAUGAUAGAUCGACAGUUCAGAAUGUGAGA